UUGGGCCUAUGGAUGAAAUCUGGGUUUCACCAAAAAUAAAAAAGAACCCCGUGAAAGCAAAACCCUAGUUCCCUCCCUUUCAUUCCCACAACAACAGAGCCGCGGCAAGAAACUCGUGUCCCAGUCUCUGCCACCGAUUCCACAAUGGCUUCCGAAAAGAAACUCUCCAAUCCCAUGCGAGAAAUCAAGGUCCAGAAACUCGUCCUCAACAUCUCCGUCGGCGAGAGCGGUGAUCGUCUCACUCGCGCAGCCAAGGUUUUGGAACAACUCAGUGGCCAAACCCCUGUUUUCUCCAAAGCUAGGUACACUGUGCGUUCGUUUGGGAUCAGAAGAAACGAGAAGAUCGCUUGCUAUGUGACGGUGAGGGGUGACAAGGCGAUGCAGCUUCUGGAGAGUGGUUUGAAGGUGAAGGAGUACGAGCUGCUGAGGAGGAACUUCAGCGACACUGGCUGCUUCGGCUUCGGCAUUCAGGAGCACAUUGAUUUGGGAAUCAAGUAUGAUCCUUCGACUGGUAUUUAUGGAAUGGAUUUCUUUGUUGUUCUUGAGCGCCCUGGCUAUCGCGUGGGACGUCGUCGUCGUUGCAAGGCUCGUGUUGGAAUCCAACAUCGUGUCACUAAGGAGGAUGCAAUGAAGUGGUUCCAAGUUAAAUACGAAGGUGUGAUCCUAAACAAGUCCCAGGCAAUUGUCGGUUAAAUCAGGCUAUUCGUAAGUGCAAUUCCCGAUUUAUGUUGUUCAUUAUAGUUUCAUGUUUAUUUUCUUGAAUUAGUACGGAUAUUACUCUUACAGGUCAAUUGAGCUGUUUUUGACAAUUUUUUUUUUAAUAUUAUUAAAUUUUGGCGAAUGCUCUACAUGUAUUUUUAGCAUUUAUCUACUCACUACUAGCGUGAAUUUGAAUUACAUGGAUAAUAGUUCAAUGUUUUUGCUUUGUUU
This is a messenger RNA of Cajanus cajan (pigeon pea), 930 nucleotides long. RefSeq names its product large ribosomal subunit protein uL5. Lineage: Eukaryota; Viridiplantae; Streptophyta; Magnoliopsida; Fabales; Fabaceae. The record is from RefSeq and is a predicted model, not a curated record. Gene Ontology annotation, molecular function: structural constituent of ribosome. Gene Ontology annotation, biological process: translation. Gene Ontology annotation, cellular component: ribosome.